Messenger RNA from Penicillium malachiteum, 1335 nucleotides. RefSeq lists its product as uncharacterized. The record is from RefSeq and is a predicted model, not a curated record. The transcript is spliced from 2 exons. Lineage: Eukaryota; Fungi; Ascomycota; Eurotiomycetes; Eurotiales; Aspergillaceae. The coding region runs from base 1 to 1335 and encodes 444 amino acids.
AUGGGUCACCCCAAAGACGAUCGUCCCGAUCGCCCUGAUCGCACCGACGCGGAAUCCUCUCAUUCUCUUCACUCUCUCAACGACUCAGAUGAUCUCCCACCCCCUUACACCGAUGAACCCGAAUACACCACUCCAACAGUCCCCGGAAUCGCUCCUCUCCCUCUUCAUCUUCGCCUCGUAGACUCCGCCUACCACCUCCCAGACUCAAUCUUCCGCGCGACCGACAAGCGAGCGAUCUCGAUCGCGCCCGCGCUAUCUCGCAACAGCGAUGAACUCUUCCACACAAUUCGGCGACAGAUGAAGUUGCCUCCACGCCCAUUACUCUGGAUCAAAGGAACCCACACCGAGUCCUCGAAUAACGGCAAGAAAAAAGAAAACAACACCGUUACGGAUUUCGAAUUCAAGCUCGAUCUCGCGGAAACAAUAUUGACAGGAUGGGAAGACGGGUCACCUAUGAAAACACGUUGGGUAGCUGAGGAAGUCCUUAAUGAUGAGGAUUACAAACCUGCUUUUCGUGGUGGGAGGACGCAGACCCGGAUAUACCAUGCCCCAAGAUCUUGUGGGACUCGUUCUGAGGAUCAAGAUGCCCUUUUAGCAUCUGAUGAUGCCCUGGAGGCUGCAGAAGAACCCCGCACAGAUAAUGAGGCUCAUUUGAAGAUGUGGUGUGAGCGAUUCUGCCAGGAUCCUUCACCUGUCAAAUCAUUCACACUCCAACGCCAAAUCGCCGGCUUCGACUGGAAAGCCAUGCGCAAUGUCCUGACCUCGCACAUUCGUGAACUAAACUACCACGGCUCCGUCUCUUUCUCUUUUACUAUUGCUCAAGAACACGUCACUAUCUACUCUCCACACUGGAUUAACCGACUCCGCGCAAACCGGUACAUCUGGUGGAUAUUCGUUAUUCUGCAACUCUGGAUACUCAGCUGGCCUAUAAUCUGGUUUAUGGAGAAGCGAUACGAGCUCGCUCAUACACGGUGGUACUCCUCGAUAGACUGUCCCUUGAACGAGACAGGUCUAAAUAAGGAAUAUGCUCGUGGUCGUGAUGAGGCUACGCUGGGUUUAUUCUGGGCUCCGGCUGUGAAGCGUGCUGCGUGGAGUAGGCGAUGUGGAGAGGGUGAUACAUUAACGAGGAUGGAUGCCGAGCGGGUUCAAGGGUUGACUUUGGAACAAUUGCUUGGUGUGAGACAGCAGACUGAUUCUUCGGCGGAGCAGGAACGUCGUCAACGGGUUAAUAAUGGAAAUGGAGGGUUUGUUGAUCAUGUUGUGGGUCUUGUUCGGGGCAUUGGGGAGGUUGGUCAGGAUUGGAGAUUGACUAUGGGUUGGGGAGACAAUUCUUAA